AUGUAUCAAUCGCAUUCUCUAAAGGAAGAUUUGAAGAAAUCUCUUGGUCCAGAAUGGAUCUCAAGUCGAAGUGGACCUGGUGGAGCAAAACUCAUGUAUUUAGAAGGUAAAACAGCUAUCAAUCUCGCCAAUGAACUAUUUGGUUAUGAUGGUUGGAGUAGUCAAGUCAAGGAGUCUGUAGUGGAUUUUUUUGAUAUAUCAGACGACGGCAAAAUAAACUUAGGAAUUGCAACUACUGUACGGGUCACAUUAAAAGAUGGAACAUAUCAUGAAGAUAUUGGUUAUGGCGUAGCUGAUAAUAUGAAGACCAAAGCCUCUGCAUUUGAAAAGGCCCGUAAGGAAUCAACCACUGAUGGAAUGAAGAGAGCUCUUCGUAUGUUUGGAAAUGCUCUUGGAAAUUGCGUAUACGAUAAGACGUAUUUGCGGAAUAUCAGUACCAUGGCUCGCUCGACUGUAAGUAGAAAUGAUAUAUUAUGA
Molecule: messenger RNA, 477 nt
Organism: Halteromyces radiatus
Lineage: Eukaryota; Fungi; Mucoromycota; Mucoromycetes; Mucorales; Cunninghamellaceae
Product: DNA repair protein Rad52/59/22
Exons: 3
Coding region: 1-477 (158 amino acids)
Biological process (GO): double-strand break repair via homologous recombination; double-strand break repair via single-strand annealing; mitotic recombination
Cellular component (GO): nucleus
Source: RefSeq, a predicted model, not a curated record